Patella vulgata (common limpet) is the source of this 2894-nucleotide messenger RNA. RefSeq names its product dentin sialophosphoprotein. The record is from RefSeq and is a predicted model, not a curated record. Lineage: Eukaryota; Metazoa; Mollusca; Gastropoda; Patellidae. The transcript is spliced from 2 exons. The coding region runs from base 3 to 2837 and encodes 944 amino acids. Gene Ontology annotation, molecular function: protein binding.
UAAUGCGAAGACGAGUUUUGAAAAGAAUCAUCACCAGAAAUGGCGAAGAAAUUGUCCUACACGACGCCGCCGUGUCACCUACUCUGUCGCGACAAAGCAGUGCCGAUAUAUCAGACAUAUCUGAGGAUGAAGGUGCCAAACGACUUUCCCCGCUUGAUUUAACAAAAGGGUCUGCAACGGACCAUGGUUCCCAAACUAGAAUGGCCGCCUUACUUCCCAGACCUAUCAUCCCAGUUAGCUUAAAUUCGAACCCAGAGGACGGUAGAUCUAAAACUGACAGUCCGCCACAAAAGCGCCGACUGCGGCCUUUAACUCCCUGUAGAACGGAAGUCAUAUACACCGAUGAGUCUGGAAUAGAGAGGAGAGAUACAGAAGGUUUUGAUUCACCGGAUUAUCCAGAACCAAAAUAUAAAAUCAUCAUUGAUGAUCUUCACGCUACUCCUAAGAUGGACCUGAAUCGCUCACUUGUUGAUGACACAACAAAAGACACUCCAGAUGACUUCAAAUUCCCACAAACACCACAGAGUUAUGAGAAUAGAGAUCCCGUCGAUUCAGCUGAUGAAGAGACCUGUGCUGAAGAUGACCUUAAUGAUGUUAAGAAUACCAAUGACGAAGAUGAUGUUUUUACGUGGGAUAUCCCUAACCCAAAACUGCCAGCAAAGAGAACUAUGUCAGAUGACGUUAUUCAACGAUCGCCUGGACACGGGUUCUUUAAAAGCAAAUCAGUAAUGCAUGACCACUCAAGAAAUGUACAUUCUUCAAAGAUAACGACUUUGAAAUCAGCUAGUUUGCAGAAAGCCUGUUUUUACAUAAGUAACAAGGCUUUCUCGCAAAGUUUCAAUUCGACAUCAGAGACCGAUAACAAUGAUUCACCGGGUUUUAAUUUCAAUUCAUUGGAUAUUAGUCGACCAGGGUCCAUUAAUUCGGAUAAUACUGACGAGGUAUCCGAUCAUCAGGAUGCCGAUUUAGAAUUGACCGAAAUUAAUUCCACAACAAAAAACGCUACAGGAUCUUCUGAUUCAGGAGAUGCAGACGCCAUGGAGUACGGGAGUAACGAUGAUAAUGAAAACUACUUAAGAAAGUCCUCUAAUACUACUUCUAAACAGAGACGGAGUAAUUUACUCCGACAGGCUACGUUACAUUGUUCCCCGACAUUAUCCGAUAACACAUCAAAAGAAUCAAGCUGUGACCCAGUAAGUUUAGUUCGGUCUAGAAUAAAAGUAGACAAAUCUACACAAGUAAAAUAUGAUGAAAUAAAAGCUGAAACUGGGUGGAAUUCCAGAAUUUAUACUCUCCACCGAAGAAACUUGGAUAAUUCUUCGGAAAUAUCCACAGCGACGACGGGAUCAAACGAAAACACAAAUCGCAAAUUAGCAGCGUUGCAACAACUUCUCGUGAACAGUCACCAUUCAUUCUUUCGUCCAGUGUUUGAGGAUACAACUGAUUUUGGACGAGUAAUGCAUCAAAAUGAAUUGUGCGAGAUUAGCAACAUAGAAAAUCCCAGUCUAGACAUUGGUGAAAACCGGUCUCGACAAUCCACAGUGGAAACAAUUGAUAGCGGUAUCGACGACAGUCAAAGAGAAAUUAGUGCUGGUGGGGUGAUCAACGGACACAGACGGCUGUCGCGACAUACAUAUCCCUGGGAGAUCAACUUGGACCCAGACUUGACUAAAGGCAGUAGCUGCAGCUCGAUGUCACCAGAUGAAGAAGAAGGCAGAUUCCGAAUGUCUAAAUAUAUACAUGCUGCUGUUAACCGAAGCAUACAACAUAUACUAUCCCAAGGAUCCGACACAGAUUCUCCUGAAGUUGUCUCGUCGCCUGGCAUCACCGAGGAAGGCAGUUUAUCCGAUUCAGAAGUCUCAUGCCUCAACAGUUAUGAGCGACGAAGAAUCUUCAAACAUCAACGUAUGCAACGUCAAAUAUCAAGUAACUCCAGUUCUGGCAGUGUUAAAGCUUUUGAUAAUCUCGGCAUGAAUAUCUCUUUGCAAGGAAAGCGGUUCAAAUUUAGAACCUUGACAGUUAAUGAUGGCGACUGCUUUUUUAACAGUCCUAUGAGCAGCAAACCAUCUGAUCAACUAUCUCCAGAACAAAAUGUUCGCCUUUCGACAGUCAGCAAGGGGGAAGAAAUAAGUAUGGACCGUCUAUCUCCAUGUAAAAGAACCGUGUCGUGUAGCUCAGAUGAUAGUUAUUGUGGAUUUGGAUUAUCCAAGAGUCAACGAAAAGAUUUUCUCGGAAACCUGGCUAAUUUUCAGAAUCUUAAUGUAAGUUCCUGUGACCAAUCUCAAAGUAUAUCACGGGACGCGAGUCCAAAUUUUGGGGAAGAGGUCAGGGCUUGCGACAAAGAGGUUGAGCGGGUGACUUCAAAAUCUGACUUGGAUAGAUUUAUUCCAGAUCCGUAUGAGAUAACCAAUAUGUUAUCAGAUAGUGAUAACCCAUUUGAUAGUGAUAAUGGUCAGAGCAGUGAAGUCUUUAUUAAAGAGUUCAUAGACAAUAAUUCACAUCUCUUAUCUCAGAAGAGUCCAAUCGAAGUAGUCCCUAGUGCCUUGAUCCAGUUCAGUGCUGAGAAUAUCUAUGCUUUUGGAUCUGGUUUAUUAUUUGGUGCCGUCGACGUGAAAAAUCACUUUCAGGUUUAUGCUGAACGAUCGGAUAAUGGUUGUUUAACGGUGGGUAUGUAUGGACCACGGCCACACUGUGUGGUAGAGACGGCAGUCAACUACACCGGAAGUGAUAUAUAUGAAAUAACCUACCAAGUCUCAAUACCGGGACAAUAUGUUAUAUCAGUUAAAUGGGCUGACAAAAAUAUACCUAAUAGUCCAUUUAUGUGCAGUGUAGAAUAAUUAAAUAUUUACUGAGGGCAGUGUUUCAAUCAAAACAUUCCUGAUUUGGACUUUGAU